AUGCCUACUCUCGGCUUCUUGAAGAAGAAGCGGACAAGGGAGGGCAACUCAGACCCUUCGUCCACCAGCCAGCCAACGAGCCCGGUCACUCCUACGUCUAACAAGAGCUUCAAUCCGACUAUCUCAUCACAGCAGUCCGCCGCGUCGCAAGCGACUUCCCAGCCAAGCACGACAAACACACAAGACAGUCGAGCCGAGACAGCAGAGAAACAACCAAUGAAUAACCUCCCAGUCCAACAGCCAGUUGUGCCGCCGCAACAGACCCCCUCCCCGGGAUCUGAGCCGCAAAACCUCCCCAGCAUAUUGAACCUCAUCAACCAGCCCCAGCAUGGGGCUGCCCCCCAGUCCCAUCAGCAACAAGAAACCGCGAGGUUCCCACUACCGCCGACAAACGGCGGAGGGGCGGGCAAUCCAUUCCAGUCAUCUAACAUGACUCAACCAGAGCAGCAGCAACGGCAGCAACCACAUCAGCAACCGCAGCAGCAGCAGCAGCAGUAUCAACAACAACACCAUCAGCAACAGCCGCAGCAGCAGCAACUGCACCCGCAACAGCACCCGCAGCAACACCAUCAGCACCAGCUCCAGCUACACCAGCAACAACCACACCAGCAACAACCACACCAGCAGCAGGUGCAGCUGUCUGCCCAGGAUCAAGCCCGAGUGACUAAGGGGAAAUACUCGCUGGGUGAUUUUGAGAUACAAAGGACCCUCGGAACAGGGAGUUUUGGCCGAGUCCACCUGGUGCAGUCGCGGCAUAACCAGCGAUUCUAUGCCAUAAAGGUGCUUAAGAAGGCGCAGGUAGUCAAGAUGAAGCAGGUCGAACACACCAACGACGAGAGGAAGAUGCUUGGCGAGGUCAAGCACCCAUUCCUGAUCACCCUGUGGGGCACCUUCCAAGAUUCGAGAAACCUAUACAUGGUUAUGGACUUUGUCGAGGGUGGCGAGCUCUUUUCGCUGCUUAGGAAGUCUGGCCGCUUUCCCAACCCUGUUGCCAAGUUCUACGCCGCCGAAGUCACAUUGGCGCUGGAAUAUCUUCACUCGAGGAAUAUCAUAUAUCGGGACCUGAAACCCGAGAACCUACUCCUUGACCGGCACGGCCACUUGAAGAUAACCGACUUUGGAUUCGCAAAGCGUGUACCGGAUAAAACGUGGACGCUCUGUGGCACGCCCGACUAUCUUGCGCCUGAGGUCGUCUCCAACAAGGGAUAUAACAAGUCUGUAGAUUGGUGGUCACUAGGCAUCUUGAUAUACGAAAUGCUAUGUGGCUAUACUCCGUUCUGGGAUAGCGGAUCCCCAAUGAAGAUCUAUGAGAACAUCCUCAAGGGCAGGGUGAAAUACCCGCCAUAUAUCAACCCGGACGCUCAAGAUCUGUUGGAGCGGCUGAUCACGCACGACCUCACCACCCGUCUUGGGAACUUGUAUGGCGGCUCACAAGAUGUUAAGAACCACCCAUGGUUUUCCGAGGUCACUUGGGAUCGACUUGCAAGGAAAGACAUUGAUGCACCUUACACGCCGCCUGUAAAAGCGGGUGCGGGAGAUGCUAGCCAGUUCGACAGGUAUCCCGAGGAAACUGAGCAAUACGGGCAUGCAGGAAGCGACGAGUUUGCCAAGCUUUUCGCCGAGUUCUAA
This is a messenger RNA of Phialemonium atrogriseum, 1629 nucleotides long. Its product is annotated as camp-dependent protein kinase catalytic subunit. NCBI's taxonomy places the organism in Eukaryota, Fungi, Ascomycota, Sordariomycetes, Cephalothecales, Cephalothecaceae. Gene Ontology annotation, cellular component: nucleus. Gene Ontology annotation, biological process: protein phosphorylation. The record is from RefSeq and is a predicted model, not a curated record. The transcript is spliced from 4 exons. Gene Ontology annotation, molecular function: protein serine/threonine kinase activity; ATP binding. The coding region runs from base 1 to 1629 and encodes 542 amino acids.